AUGAUCUUCGAUCAUUAUCUCGCCAUUCAACCUUGGAAGCCUGAUUUUGAUCCAGAUGCUAUGGAGGUUACUAGGAUUGCAGCUUGGGUAAGGAUCCCAAAAUUCCCUGUCGAUUAUUAUGAUCUUGGUAUUCUCUAUGUUGUAGGAAAUCAGAUUGGACGAGUGCUUAAAGUUGAUAGAAAUACUCUUCGACACACAAAAGGCCGCUUUGCCCGUAUAUGCGUCGAGCUUGACUUGAACUCACCACUAUUGCCAUCUAUUUUUAUCAAUGGGAUAGAGAAAAAGAUUGUUUAUGAGGGGCUACACUCCAUCUGCUUCUCAUGUGGCAAAUAUGGGCAUGAGUCCGAUCAUUGUCCUAGCCACCUACAGGAACGCACUGUCAUAGUGGAGUGCCCAAAGGAAUUAGCAGUGAAUAACAAUGAUACAACAGCCAUGGCGACGACAAGUAGUGUUCAGUCGGUGGUGUAUGGAGAAUGGAUGGUGGCAACUCGGCGCCGACGACCGCAGCGGGGACAACAGUUGACGGGCGAGAAAUCUGGGCGUGAAUCUCGGCGUGACAACCGCAGUGAUCAGAAGGAAAAUAAGGGAGGCUCGAGAUUUACGGCUUUGAAUGGGAAUGAUGGAGAUGAUACGAUUGAAAUACCUGCUAGUAAUUCAAUUCUUGAUCCUGAGCGAGAUUCUAGCAACGGUCAGAAGCAGCAAGCUAAGGUUCACAAGCCACAUAAGAGUAAUAGUGAGUCAAUGAUGAAUAAUAAGCAUGUGGAAAACAGACAUGGACCCAAAGGUGAAGUGGGCUAA
Neltuma alba is the source of this 798-nucleotide messenger RNA. RefSeq lists its product as uncharacterized. Gene Ontology annotation, molecular function: zinc ion binding; nucleic acid binding. NCBI's taxonomy places the organism in Eukaryota, Viridiplantae, Streptophyta, Magnoliopsida, Fabales, Fabaceae. The transcript has a single exon. The coding region runs from base 1 to 798 and encodes 265 amino acids. The record is from RefSeq and is a predicted model, not a curated record.